Scatophagus argus is the source of this 6270-nucleotide messenger RNA. Its product is annotated as ELKS/Rab6-interacting/CAST family member 1-like. Gene Ontology annotation, biological process: neuromuscular synaptic transmission; maintenance of presynaptic active zone structure; regulation of synaptic plasticity. The coding region runs from base 635 to 4090 and encodes 1151 amino acids. The record is from RefSeq and is a predicted model, not a curated record. Gene Ontology annotation, molecular function: structural constituent of presynaptic active zone. Lineage: Eukaryota; Metazoa; Chordata; Actinopteri; Scatophagidae. Gene Ontology annotation, cellular component: cytoskeleton of presynaptic active zone. The transcript has 23 exons.
AGCGCCCGAGCAGUUGGGGAAGCCACCAGUAGUGGAGCUGGCAAAGACGGGAAGGAGGGAAAGAUAGACAGAGCAGAUAGACAGGAGGCAGAUACAAGACGGGGAGGCAGCCUCCGAAAGAGAGCGUUUCACCUCGGCUGACCGUCUGCCACGCCACGAAACCCCGCGCUGAGGUCUGACAGCAGCGGGGUAUUGGGAAGAGCAUAUGUGACCGGCCUCUUAUUGAGCUUAUUUCACGAGCGAGGGCAGCAACGUAAACACAGCCGCAGUUAUCCCAUCAUCGCUGGCCUUGUGGAUUAACUGGCUGCCUUUGUCUAAAGGGAACCCCUGUUUGAUUACCGCUUUCUCACAAAGCUCAUUGAUUACAUUGAGCAUGUUGGAAAGGCCCUGAUCACAGUUAUGUCGACACCGUGUCAGGGACUCACACAGGACUACUGUAGAAGAGUGACAGGAAUUUAAGUUUUCAGCUGUUGCACUUAGCGUUUCAGAUUUUUUUUGUUUCAGCUUACAUUAUUUGAUUUUACUGAUCUGAGUUUUUGUGCAAUUUUGAGCAUGUAUUUUUGAUUCACUUGAUUUAUUCAUUUGAACUAGACAAUCAUUCGUCACUGCAGCGUACACACCAUAUUCUCUUACCAUGUACGGUAGCUCCCGUUCCAUCUCAAAGCUGGAUGUUGUUGGAUCCAAUGGUAAUGGGUCGGUGUCUGGGAGCCCUGGCCGCUCUCCACGCCUCCCUCGCUCCCCACGCCUUGCCCACAGGCGAAACAGCAGCAGCAGUUCCGCUGGUGGACUCACUGGCUCUGGUAAAACCCUGUCCAUGGAGAACAUUCAGUCUCUAAAUGCUGCCUAUGCUACUGGCGGUCCCAUGUACUUCAGUGACACAGUUGAAGACCCUGUCGGCAUCGGUAGCCUGGGGAGUGGGUUGAACCCCUCACUGCCCAAGAGCACCAUGACCCUGGGCAGGGCUGGGGCCAGGGUCCCCUAUGGUGUCCGGGCGGCCAUCAUUGGGAGCAGUCCUAAUAUAAACACUGGAGGAGGCGGUGGAACGGCUGUGCCCAGUGAUGCAAUCGCAUUUGGAGGAGAGAUGCAAAACCAGCCUUCACAGGCGGCCACUGUGCCCCACUCCAUGAGACAGGUGAGAGACGGUGCAAUGUCAGACCUACAGACACAGCUAAGAGAAGUGCUGAGAGAGAACGAACUACUGCGAAGAGAACUGGAGGCAAAAGAGUCCAAACUGAGCUCCUCCAUGAAUUCGAUUAAGACGUUUUGGAGUCCAGAGCUGAAGAAAGAGAGAGCGCUGAGGAAGGAUGAAGCCACAAAGCUGGCCGUGUGGAAGGAACAGUACCGAGUUGUACAGGAGGAAGCACAGCAUUUUCAGUGCACCAUCCAGGCUUUACAAGAUGAGGUCAGAAUCCAGCGAGAUCUCAACCAGCUCUUUCAGUCCGACUACUCAGAGACCGGUCUCUUCGGAAACCAGCCCAUCACUCCGCAGGAAAUGACGGAGGAGAACUUCCUGCGUCUCCAUGGCGAGUACGAGCGACAAGUCAAAGAGCUCUUCCUCCUGAGGAAGACUGUGGAAGAAAUGGAGCUGAGGAUAGACACACAGAAGCACACGCUAACUGCCAGGGAUGAAUCCAUAAAGAAGUUACUGGAAAUGUUGCAGAGUAAAGGUCUGUCAUCUCGGGCAAACGAGGAAGACCAUGAACGAACGAGGCGACUGGCCGAUGCUGAAAUGACCAUCCACCAACUGGAGGGCCUACUGGAACAAAAAGACAAAGAGAUGCUCCAGCUCAGAGAGGAGCUGCACAGGAGAUACGAAGCAGCUCCAGAAUCAACAAAGACCAAGGCCUUGCAGACAGUCAUUGAAAUGAAGGAUGCAAAGAUCAGCUCGCUGGAGCGCGGCAUGAGAGAGCUGGAGGAGGAGGUCAACAUGCUCAAGUCCAAUGGGGCUUUGAGCAGCGAGGAGAGAGAGGAGGAGAUCAAGCAGAUGGAGGUCUACAGAUCCCACUCCAAGUUCAUGAAGAACAAGGUUGAGCAGCUGAAGGAAGAGCUAACGCACACCCAAUCAGAGAAGGAGGAGCUAAGGCAACGAGCCAAUGAGCUUCAGCGGGAGGUGUCUGCAAUGGAACAGGCAAAGCAGGACCUGAGUCGUAAAGACAGUGAGCUGUUGGCUUUCAGGACCAAACUGGAAACUCUGACCAAUCAGUUUUCAGAUAGUAAACAACAUGUGGACGUGCUCAAGGAGUCACUCACUGCCAAGGAACAGAGAGCUGCCAUACUACAGACCGAGGUGGAUGCUCUUCGUCUGCGUCUGGAGGAAAAGGAAUCUCUCCUCUCUAAAAAGAGUCAACAGAUAUCAGAGCUGACAGAGGAGAAAAGUACUCAACACGGAGAGAUCACCGACCUCAAAGACAUGCUGGACGUCAAGGAGCGCAAAGUUAAUGUGCUGCAGAAGAAGAUUGAGAACCUGCAGGAUCAGCUGAGGGACAAAGAGAAACAGCUGAGUGGUCUGAAAGACAGAGUCAAGUCUUUACAGACAGACACAUCCAACACUGACACAGCACUGGGAACACUGGAGGAGGCUCUGGCUGAAAAGGAGCGAAUCAUCGAUCGGCUGAAGGAGCAGCGGGAGAGAGAGGAGAGAGAAAAGGGGGAGGAGAUGGAGUCCAGCAAGAAGGAGCUGAAGGAGUUGAGGGAGAAAGUCUCCCAGCUGCAGGCUGACCUGGCUGACCGUGAGACCUCAGUGUUGGAUCUGAAGGAGAAGGCUUCCUCUCUGGCCUCCUCCACUCUGAAGAAGGACAACAGGCUGAAGAGUCUGGAGAUCAGCCUGGAGCAGAAGAGAGAGGAAUGUGUCAAACUAGAGAACCAGCUCAAGAAGGCUCAGAGCGCGGCGGCAGAUUCCCAGGCCAGCGCUGAACUCUCUGAGCGCAUCUCCUGCCUGGAGCAGGAAGUGGCCGAGCACAAAGAGGAAGCUCGGAAGGCCCAAACCGAAGUGGAACGACUUCUGGAGAUCCUGAGAGAGACGGAGAACGAAAAGAACGACAAGGAGAAGAAGAUCAUUGAGCUGGAGAGUCUUGCCUCAAGACAGAUGAAGGACCAGUCAAAGAAGGUGGCCAACCUGAAACACAAAGAGCAGCUGGAGAAGAGCAGGAACGCCCAGCUGAUGGAGGAUGCCAAGAAGAGAGAGGACAAUCUGAACGAAAGCUCCCAGCAGAUAAAGGACACCCUGCGUCAGAAGGAGGAGCGCAUCGAGGAGCUGGAGGAGGCGCUGCGGGAGAGUGUUCAGAUCACGGCGGAGAGGGAGGUGGUACUCGCACAGGAGGAGCAGGCACGCGCACGGUCUGAGAAACAGGUGGAAGACCUGCUUGUCGCCAUGGAGAAGGUGAAACAGGAACUGGAGGUGAUGAAAGCCAAGCUGUCAUCAACUCAACUCUCACUGGCCGAGAAGGAAGGUCACCUGACCGCCCUGCGGGCCGAGAGGCGGAAGCACCUGGAGGAGGUCCUGGAGAUGAAACAAGAGGCGCUGCUGGCAGCCAUAAGUGAGAAAGAUGCCAACAUCGCCCUGCUGGAGCUCUCCUCCUCCAAGAAGAAGAAAACACAGGAAGAGGUGGCAGCUCUGAAACGGGAGAAGGAUAGUCUGGUUCAUCAGCUCAAGCAGCAGACUCAAAACCGGAUGAAACUGAUGGCGGACAACUAUGAGGACGACCACCCGAAGGUCUCCUCUCCAAACUCAGAGCAGCCUAACAAUCACAAGCCCUCCCCCGACCAGAUUCUCUCUCCUCUCCUGGACCUCAAUCAGAAUCGCAGCAAACUGAAGCUGUACAUCAGUCACCUGACCUCACUGUGUCAGGAGCGAGACCCAAUCAUAUUGCAGGACUUUGCCCCGCCCCCCGCCUAUCACCGCUCCGACUCCGCCUCCUGGCAUACGCAGCUUCACAGCAUGACACAGGAACAGCUGGAGGCGGAGUUAGCGCUGUGUGAGAGGGAGGGGGCGGAGCUCCAGGAGUACGCCAAUCAGGUCCUGCAGCAGAUCGCCGACCGAUGCCCCGACAUUUUGGAACAAGUCGUCAACGCUCUGGAGGACAGCUGCUGACACACACCAAGGAGAACACACAGAAGCCGACAGUCAGAAAGCGAGCAAACAUUUCACACUCGGUCACGUACGCAGGAACAUCAGACGUGUCCAAAAAGCCCAAUGACACACAAACGCAACAGCACUGGACACGAGGACGGAGACGUUCUCUCCACUCGUCUCCUUUCCACAGACGGAAAGGGAGAUCUGCAAAAGACAAAAAAAAAUUAAAAAGACUGAAAAUUAUCCUUCCACAGUGUCUUUAGUCAUCGCUGAAGGAAAUAUUCUUCACUUUCAGUUGCUUUGUUGGCAUGCAAGUUAAUCGGAAAUAGUUGAUGUUUGUUGAGACGUUAAACACGUAUUUUCCUAAUGACUCUGAAGCAGAAGGCACCUUCGCUGCACUCGCCAUCCGUGUGACGCUUUGCUGCGGCCAUCUUGUGUCCUUCCAGGCAAUCAGCAGCUGGAUUUGCAAUCACGGGUUGAUGUAUUUUAUGGAGGGAGAAAAAGAUUUUCAAACUGUAUUAAAAAGGGUGAGAGCGAGUCGAGGUUGCCAGGUUGCUUCUGAUGCCAGACUUACACGCUGUUACCACAUUGUUAUUUGAUUGGUUCAGAUACAAAAGUGUGUUUAUUUCAGCUGCCUUUGAUUCUUUACAUCAUUUGCUGCUAACUUUUUAACUUUUAGGUUCUUUAGGUUUUUUUUUUUUGUCUGACAUCUGAUGAAACGUCCCAACUUACAGCCUCUUUCAGCAGUGAGCUCUACAUAGUUGUGCAAAUUGUAUAGAGAGAAUUUUAAUCAACAGACACAAAGCUUUUGUCAGGGGAACGCGACGCGCUCAUCGGUUUUUACUUUCCGUGACUGAUGAAAGGCACAAUAAAUAUCGCAAUACUCCCUUUAUUGAAACGCACCAAUGUAGAUGUUUUGUGUCUCUUUGUUCAGUUUAUGGUGUCCAUGCUAAAACUAGCUUGAGUUCCCUCACUUACUCCUUUGUGACAAUCCUUUUAGAGUGUGUCUCCCUUCUUGAAGCAAACUUUUGUUUCUGUUUGUUUUCUCCUGGGGAGGGUGGGCAGAAUAUAAGAAAUUGCUCUAUAUUUUGCCUUUGGUAAUAUAUAUAAAACAUGAAUCUUGUUUAAUUGAAAAUAUCGUCAAGUAUCCGUUGCUAUGUUGCAUAAUGUGUCAAAAUCUUUUUUCUUUUUCUUUUUCUUUUGUGAUUUGUAAGUAACCACAGAUUUGUUCCAUGAGCAGGAGACUGUUAUCGGGAACUGAUAAUGCACCUACGUGAGGUUCUGUGUCCACCGGGAACAUUUUGUCCGAGCCGGUUUCUUGUUCUUGUUGUUUACAGUGGAAAUGACACUGAUGCAUGUUUCCCACAGCGCAGGCAGCCUUAGCAUGAUUUAAACACUUACAGCACCGAGCGCCAGAGGUUCAAAUUGUUUCAACUUCAAUCAAAAGCUCCUCUAAUGGCUUUUCUUUUUUUGUUUCAGUCUUGUACUGUAGUGAGUGCUGAAGCCACGAGUGGCUUUUGCCCACAUGCAACUGUUUAGCGCUGCUCCCUGAAAAGAAAUACCUGGUGGACACAAAGCCUAAAGAUGAGGGGUGGAAACACUCACAUCUGAUUUUUACCCCAUCAUGAGGUUUUCUAAGAAGGCCAGAGAAAGCUUUCAUUUUGGGCCUAAGCUGCAUAUUAAGAAAGCUCCGAGCCACAUGGGUGUUAAUGAGGAGUUUCCUUCCAAAAUGCUUUUCACAGAUCGAAAAUGCUGAAAAGCUUUAAUGACCGAGAAGAGCUUGUGUAACAUUUGACAAACAGUUGUUAUUUUGGAGUGAGACUCCAUCAGAUAUGAGCUUGUGUUGAAAAUCCAGUAUUUUGUUGUCCGUUUUAUACUGGGUAAAUGGGAAAUGGUGACGACUGAGACUCACCGUGGCUUUGCUGUGGAUUGAAAAUCGGAAUUAGAGAAUAAAAUAUGGAUUUAUCAUUAUUUUACUGUGAAAGGAUUCUGUCUGUCAUUUCAUCUGCCUCAGCAACAUCAGAUAUUUGACUUUGGAAGUGGUUCAAAACCUUUUCGUGACGCCUUGUCACAGGCUGUACAGCUUCUGUGUGCACCAAAGGCUGAUUUUUCUUUCUUAAAAUGUUUCUUCUGAAGGAUUUUUAUGGGCCGGAGGUGGUGCAAGUAUUUAUCAUUUCCCAAGAUGAAAAUAAAGUUAA